Molecule: messenger RNA, 2159 nt
Organism: Trematomus bernacchii (emerald rockcod)
Lineage: Eukaryota; Metazoa; Chordata; Actinopteri; Perciformes; Nototheniidae
Gene: cdc40
Product: cell division cycle 40 homolog (S. cerevisiae)
Exons: 15
Coding region: 14-1765 (583 amino acids)
Biological process (GO): mRNA splicing, via spliceosome
Cellular component (GO): catalytic step 2 spliceosome
Molecular function (GO): mRNA binding; protein binding
Source: RefSeq, a predicted model, not a curated record
CACAACAUCCAAGAUGGCUGCCACCAUAGCUUCCCUCGUUUCGUACGGUAGCGGUUCUGAUUCAGAAAAUGAGUCCGAAUCAAAUUCUGGUGUUGAGAAAGUGGAUCCAGCGGACCCGGAUGCCACGGCUCACCUUAAACCUCUCAAGUCUGCACCCACAAUGUCUGUGGCUCUUCUCGAUCUCGCUCCCGAGGUCGCCGUUAAGGAAGCGGUGGAGACUGGCACACACCUGGACCCUUCAUUGAAAGAAGUCACGUUUAACCCGACAUAUGAAACCUUGUUUGCACCAGAGUUAGGGCCGAUGAACCCGUUUAAAAGCCAGCAGAUGUCCGCCCCCAGGAACAUGUUAUCUGGCUAUGCAGAACCUGCUCACCUCAACGACUUCAUGUUUGAAUCGCAAAGGAGGACCUUCUCCACCUUUGGUUAUGCUUUAGAUCCAUCUGUUGACACACACCAGGUAACUCCCACCACUAAUAGCUACAUUGGCGCAGUGGAUGAGGCGGAGAAAAAUAAAGGGCUCACUGUGUUUGAGAGUGGAACAAAGAAGACAGAGAAAAGGAAAAAGAUCAAAGGUGGAGAUGCAGGAGAAAUUGAAGAGUUCCUUGGACCAUGGGCGAAAUUUAUAGAUGAGAAAGACGGGGCCAAACCAUCAGAGGAAGAGCAGAAAGAGCUGGAUGAGAUCACAGCCAAGAGGCAGAAGAAGGGCAGAAGCGAGGAAGAAGCUCCUGCAGAAGAGAAAACUGUUCUCCAUGUUAAAGACAUGUAUGAUUACCAGGGCAGGUCCUAUCUCCACGUCCCACAGGAUGUGGGCAUCAACCUGCGUUCUUCAGAGGCUCCGGACAAAUGUUACCUGCCUAAGAAACAGAUUCAUGUCUGGUCCGGACACACCAAGGGUGUCAGUGCCAUCAGACUAUUUCCUAGCUCUGGUCAUCUUCUGCUCUCGUCCUCCAUGGACUGUAAGAUCAAGUUGUGGGAAGUGUACGGCGAGAGGAGGUGUGUACGGACAUUUAUUGGCCACAGCAAAGCAGUUCGAGACAUUUGCUACAACAACUCUGGAACCAAGUUCCUCAGCGCUGCCUACGAUCGCCACCUGAAACUCUGGGACACUGAAACAGGCCAGUGUAUCUCUCGCUUCACCAACAGAAAGGUUCCGUACUGCGUCAAGUUCAACCCAGACGAGGACAAACAGGAUCUCUUCGUGGCCGGCAUGUCUGAUAAGAAGAUUGUUCAGUGGGACAUCAGGACCAAUGAGGUGGUUCAGGAGUACGACCGUCACCUGGGAGCCGUCAACACCAUCACCUUUGUGGAUGAGAAUCGCCGGUUUGUCAGCACGUCAGACGAUAAGAGUCUUCGAGUUUGGGAGUGGGACAUCCCAGUGGACUUCAAGUACAUCGCCGAGCCCAGCAUGCACUCCAUGCCAGCGGUGACACUUUCUCCCAACGGUAAAUGGCUGGCUUGUCAGUCCAUGGACAACCAGAUUCUGAUCUUUGGGGCCCAAAACCGCUUCCGACUGAACAAGAAGAAGGUCUUCAAAGGUCACAUGGUGGCUGGCUAUGCCUGCCAAGUGGACUUCUCCCCAGACAUGAGCUAUGUGGUGUCAGGAGAUGCGGAUGGAAAGCUGAACAUUUGGGAUUGGAAGACCACCAAGCUCUACCACAGGAUCAAGGCUCAUGACAAAGUGUGCAUCAGCGCACUGUGGCACCCGCACGAAACCUCCAAGGUCAUCACCUGCGGAUGGGAUGGACUAAUCAAACUCUGGGAUUAAAUAUGUCAUGGAGCGUGUUUCUGUUUGGGCAAGGGGUUCUGGGAAAUGGAACAGAACUGGUUCACUGUAGACAGACGGAAAGGGACAUUUUUGAAAGCCCUAAAGUGAGAGCCACAGGACUGGUAUCCAGUCUCAUUGUAGCAGCAUAUUUUUGUAUCUCGUCGUGAGAGUUCAAAUUAUGUAUUAUCUGUACAAAGAUGACCACAAGCAUACAUUCUAAAUAGUUUCUACUGCAUUUGGAAUAUUAGAGGGGAACCAUGACAUUAUUUCAGAUUGUUGUUGUUGUUGCAAUGUUCUUUGUAGCUUUUCUUUUGUAAUAUGUAGUAACCAUUAUUAAUUUUCAAUUGUAAGACCAUCGCUGUGUGGAAAUAAACAUGUACAUUUGACUUCUUAA